This is a messenger RNA of Acanthaster planci (crown-of-thorns starfish), 6106 nucleotides long. RefSeq names its product TBC1 domain family member 20 (gene tbc1d20). Lineage: Eukaryota; Metazoa; Echinodermata; Asteroidea; Valvatida; Acanthasteridae. Gene Ontology annotation, molecular function: GTPase activator activity. Gene Ontology annotation, biological process: positive regulation of GTPase activity; endoplasmic reticulum to Golgi vesicle-mediated transport. Gene Ontology annotation, cellular component: endoplasmic reticulum membrane. The record is from RefSeq and is a predicted model, not a curated record.
GUACUUUUUUAGAGCAGUCAGCUGUCGCGCGCUGUCGAUGUCGUCGCGGUCGUCAGCAGUGUACGUGUGCCUCAGUGUUUGUACAUACUUUACCGUUUACGUGUACACAUGUGAUUCGAGAAGUACAUCCAUUAGACAGAGGCACCUUUAUCUCCCCAUCAUCACGAUAAAGGUACUAUAACAGCAUUGCCAAAUGUGCAAAGUGUUACAAAUGCCUGGGGUAGUCUGAUCCCGGAACAUCAGCCAUGAGUAUGAGGCGACGGAGAUCCCACAAGAGCCCAAGCCACGACCAUAGCAGGACAAGCACACCGUCUCCAGCACGGAGUGGCUCGGUCGCAUCAUUGUCUUCAGGCUCACCCUCUGUACAAGCACUCAGUUGCCCCCCUCAAGGCACUGAGUCAGAACGGCGUGUGAAGCUUGCAACCAUCCACAAGGCCCUGAUAGCAGAUCCUGUGGAUGUGGCCAUGCUGCGCAAGCUGGCCAUCAGCAAGGGGGGCCUGCUGACUGAUGACGUGCGCCGAAAGGCCUGGCCUAAACUUCUCAAUGUCAAUCUGUUUGAUGUUCCCUAUAAAAAAGGCGUGAAUAUAGAAAAUCACAGAGAUUAUCACCAGGUUGUGCUUGAUGUGAACAGGUCGCUCAAGAGAUUUCCAAAAGGUAUGCGUGAUGACCACAGGGAGGCACUGCAGGGUCAGCUUGUCGAUGUCAUUGUUAGGGUCCUUAUUAAGAAUGAGCAGCUGCAUUACUACCAGGGUUACCAUGAUAUAUGUGUGACGUUCCUGUUAGUCGUCGGAAAGGAGGCCGCGUUUGCACUGAUGGACAAGCUGUCUACCCAUCACUUGAGAGAUUUCAUGGAUUCCACCAUGGAUCGCACCAGACACAUGCUGAACUACCUGCUGCCAAUCAUCAAAAAAGCCAAUGUUGAACUGCAUGACUUCAUGGAAAGGUCGGAAGUGGGUACCGUCUUUGCCCUAGCAUGGCUCAUCACCUGGUACGGCCAUGUACUGAACGACUUCCGCAGUGUUGUCAGACUGUACGAUUUCUUCCUCGCCUGUCACCCACUCAUGCCCGUGUAUUUAGCAGCUGCAAUUGUAUUGUAUCGUCAGGAAGAGGUGAUGGCGUGUGAAUGUGACAUGGCCUUCGUCCACAGCCUCCUGUCCAAGAUCCCCGCCAACUUGCCCAUGGAGCAUCUAGUCAGUCAAGCUGGGGACCUGUUUGUGCAAUACCCUCCAGAAGAAAUGGCGAAAGAAGCCAGGUUACAGUACAAACUCAGCACCAGCAUGUCCAAACAUCCUGACUUUGAACUGGAGACCUUGUGCCAGAGACCAGACAAAGUGCUACAGCACAUAACGUCAAAGAGCAACGGGGCUGCCAGCUCACAGGCGACUGCAGAGUCGCAGCAGAGAAGCCGCAGCAGCACAGUUGUCAAGCUCGCCGUCUGGGCAAUAUCGGCGGGAAUCGGAGCAGCCGCGCUGGCUGUGCUGAACACGGCGGGAGAGUACUGGUGACAUGCAUACUUUUUCAAGUAAUACAUGUACAAAUGUACAUGUAUCUGGUAGGCAUGUGUCUGUUGCACGCCAGAGUUGGCUGUGCACAGAGUAUGGUCCGUGAAACAGCAGGAACCAUGUUGUUGCCUGUGCAUCAUUUGCCCUGAUCAUGUUGCUGUGAUGAGUCCGUCACCAGUCCUUGCUGGAAAUCCAUUAUGAAUGCAUGGCAAGUGAUCCACCCCAGGCAUUAGCCGAGUCAAAAGCCUUGCCCAGCGUUUAUCCAGGCACUGGUGACCGGGCUUGUUGCGACUCAUGAGAAGGACUUAUGACUACAUUUGUGAUGUGUGCAAGCAAAAUUAUUUUGCAUAAAGCUAUGGCUCAAUCAGUCAUUUGGUGACUACUGCUUUAGCCGUUGCCAUUGGCCUGCUAAGGAGAACAGAUAGCCAUACUAUAUAGAAAUAUGUCUGAAUGAUACAAAAAAUUAUGCUCCAUGCAGGAAACUGUGUCACAUAUUUUUGUACCCAAAUGGCCCCUAGGGGAAGCUCCUUAGGUCUGCCUUUUUCAAUCUUUCAAAAUCAUUCAAAAUGUGACAGAUUUUCACAUGUAAUGAAUCCAGGGUGAAUUUGUUGAAUUGUGUACGUGUAUACAGCUGUAUGUUGUGCAUAGCCGCAGUGCUGUCUGUAACAUGAAUGUCGUUGGUUUUUAUUGUUCAAGGGAAACUUUGUAGAGUCUUUGGUUUCACAUUGCACAUGAUGGAAAUUAUACAAAGUUUGACAUAAAAAUAUGCAUAAUAUUUAAACAAGUGAAAGUGAUUCGGUAAACUUUCAACAACAUUUUGGCUUUUCAGAGAAAAUUGAUACGGGAAUUAAAACUGUGAGGGUCCAUCGUUCCAUACAUGUAGACUAAGUUGUCAAAAAAAAUCCAGAAGCUUUGGUCUUAGGGUAAACAAGAUGUACCUGUGUGCUUUCAUGUUUGUGUGUGUGUUCAUAUCAUGUAAAAAUAUUGUCAUGAAUGAUCCACAGAAUCUGACAUGAGAGAGUUAUCAUGUCAAUUUCAAAAUUGAAAAUUACAGACGUGUAUACAGUGUAUGGUACAUGUACAUAUAUACCCACCAGCGUUGCACCCAGCCCCCGUACCAAAGUGUGGUCAAUAGCAUAUACAGUUGGUAAAUUGAAAGGUAAUAGGAAAUGAAAUGAUCAUUAUAAUACAAAAUGGCACAUGUAUAUGCUUUCACAAAAUGGCACAUGUAUAUGCUUUCACAAAAUGGUACAUGUGUUGGCAUUGAUCAGCUGUAAACAAGGUCCACCAAAUUACCGGUAACACCGUACAUGUACUACACGAAUGUGCAUUAAAUGAUUCAAAGCCUUCUGGAAAUUUGUCCAAAUGUUACUUUUUAACAAAUUUAAGGAGUACUGUUUAUGUGUCACUGCGAUUAAUUAUGGUAUCCGACUUUGGUGAAGAAAGGAUACAUGUAUUUUAAAGUACAUUGUAUGUAACCUUUUAUUAGCAGAAAUCAAGAAGCAAGUUGUGAAAUGGCUUGUAAUAUGCAAUGAAUAUCGUGAAAUCACUUUUCAUUGUGUGUGUAAAAACGUGCUGGCUAUCUUUUGUAAACCAGUUUUGUUCUUCCUGACAGUUGAGGUCAGUAUUUGUUUCUGACCAUCACCGGUCACCUUAAGUCUUUGAAGGAAUCUGACAUAAGAUACCAUUCAUUUUAUCAGCUACCAUGACUGAAUACCAGCAAGAAUGAUUUCACAAGGUGUUUGGUGAUAAUUAGGCCAGUGGGUCUUUCUGUAAAUUCAGGGACCAAAAGUGUGACUUUUUUUGUCCCUGUUACACCUGUUCUGUGCAAUUUGACACGGAUAUCACCAAAAUUGAUUCCAAACUAUUUCGAUUUGUUUAGCAGGUAAUUUGCAUUAAUUCAUCACUCUUGAAAAUUAGAGAAUGUGUUCUGAACUUACAAAAUCAUAUGGUACAUGUGACAGGGACACACACAAAAUGGAGCCUUAAUUUGUAGAACGAUCCCAGUAUGUUUUGGGAGUAGACAAUGACUGUGAAAAGAUACUUGUCUUUGUGGUUUUGUGUCACAUGCUAGAUACUUCUAAAGGCAGAUCUUAUGUUAUUUAGCAUCUAAUUUCAUGAUCAAAUGAAACGUGUGAGUUGUGUUGUCUGCACUUCUUCACUCUGUGUGUCAUGAGCCAAGAAACCAAAAUGAAUAGUAACAUGACUGAAUUAACAGGUUGAUACAAAUAGGCACAAGUAUUUUUUUAAUUUUGUUUUCAAAGAAAGUACUGUAACAGAACAAUUUACAGUGUUUGAACUGUUAAUAUUCAUGUGCUGAAGAGCAAAUAGUUAAGGGCAUUCUGGUGCGCACACUUUGUUGCAGAAAGGUAUUUGUGCUCCUUACAAAGAGAUAUUGAAGUUGUCCAUUUUUCUUUCAAUCUUCAAAGCAUAUGUGCAUGCAGCAAUACUGAUACUUAACUUGCUUGUUCUGUGUUGUUUUUUUAAUACACACGUAUUCAGGCAUCUUAAAAUUACAGCACCUUGGUUUUUUUGUCUUGAUGAUUAUGAUGGCUGAUUUGUUGCUAGUGAGGAUUAGCUGAUAACUGCAGGUAAGAAUGGGCACACUAUGCUAUGCUUUGAAAUAGCAGGGGUGAAGAUAGUUAAAAGGCAAAUUGAAAAAGGCUCAGCUUUUCUAAUCAUAAAACAUUCCACAUAUGUUUUGCGGGGGUUUCAGCCAUGUUAUCUCAAUUGUGUUUGUGUCUGGGAACAUGAUUACUUGUUAUACAUGUUUUAAUUCCAAUAUAGUGCAGAGAUUUAAAAAGUAAAGUUCGUCCUGAUUUAAACAAAAAAAAAAUUCACUGUUUGAAAAGUGUGGCACACAUGAAACAUGGCUUAUCUAAUGAGGUUUUGUAAAGGUGAUUGUUAAUUUGGGUCUUUCCCCUUUUAUAUACAUGUCCAUGUAGAUGAUACAUUUAUAUUUCCAAAUUUUAGACGGGACUUGCACCUCCACUCCUUUACAUGAGGGAGUGGGGAUCAUGAAAUUGAUUUGGGGUUUUAAUUCUCUGGUAAUUUUCUGAUUUGCAAGUUCAGUGGUGGUGUUUUCGCAAGUAGGGAUACUGCAGCACUUGAAAUAUGCUUGCCAUUAUUGAUUAGUUAAAAAUAAAUCAAUUCAUGAAACAAAUUUAGAAUUUUUCUGUAUAAAUGAGUAACUUUAUUAUGUUUUUAAAAUGUGCAAUGACUUGUCACUUAUUUCCAACGGCAUAUGUUGGAGAGGUUGUUUCCCUUUAUAAGUGUGCAUAUUCACUUGUAAUUGAUCUUGCUUGUAUAAAUCAAGUUUAUAAUGGGUAAAAAUUUAGACAGUUUGGAGAGAUUGUAUCUUUGAAGAAAUUCUUGGACUACAGAAUAUUGUGUAUUGCCAAAUGUGAUGGAAUUUACCGUAGCAAAAGUGGUUGUUUUGACCAAACUGUAUUUUCUGCAGGCAGGAGACCCCAAAAUAAGCUAAUGUGCUUGUACUUAUCAAACAUAGUGCUGUUAUUUUUUGUUAGUCUUUGUAUCCAUUACUUUGGCGUGGACACAACAUAAAAGUAAACUUUUUUCAAAAACUGCAAAAACCUUCACCAACAAAGACCAAGGGAACAUACGAGUUAUUUUUCACAAAUCUUUUAAUUAAACCACAGUGUGGGCACGUGUUGACAUUUCUGUAAUAUUAUAUGCCAACAAAUAAAAUAAAAUACUCUAUGAAUUUUAUGAAAGUUACAAAUGUACUGCUCUGAGGUUAAAAGGAAUGUGUGAACAUUCUUAUGCAAAUCAACAUUUAAAGGAUGCUGACAGGUUUAUUUCAACCUGUUUAUAAGCCAAUAAAACCAUCUGCAUUUCUUGUUCUUACUGCCUGUGUCGCAGGAAAAAAAACUGCUGAAAUUUCAGUGGAUACCACAGACCAUGUCACCCUCAUUGUAAGAAAAGUCAGACAAAUGAAUUUUCUCUGUGUUAAAGCGUCUGUUGGUUAAGGAUUGCAGCAAUAUCACAAUGUCAUUUCCAACACGACAUGGGUAUUAUAGCCCACUAAGAUGUGAGUAACCUUGAGAGACCAGUUGAUAUACGUAAGAUAGCCAUGUAAGAUGUUGAACUUAGUUGUGUAUCAUGUUGCUACUUCAUUAUACUCAGGAGAACUGCAUAAUUUCCCUGAUAAAUUACAGGCUUUCUCCCUUCAGUGAUGGCACAUCAAUAUUAAAAUCAACACUUUUUAAGUAGCUGUCCUACUCAAUUUCACAAUUCAGUAUGAAUUUUGAAAACGAUCAGAUAGUUCAAUGUGCUUUGGCACAUGUACACACUGGAUACUAGACAUGUUUCAUUCACUCAAAUUUCAAUGAAUAGCCAUUUAGACUUGAACAAACAAUUUGCUCUCUGGUACAUGUACGUGUACGAGUAGCUUAGUUCAUGUAGAACUUGUCUUUCCUUGUUAAAUAAUACUUCAAGGAAAGAAGAAAAUGGUCGUUCAGUCGUUUUUUAAUGUGUCUUUUGUAAUGUAGAACGCUUACCCUCAACAGACCUUAACCACUUGCUGCCGGGUGGAUUUUUCUUGAGCAAGACACGAUGCCAGCUCAUUUCCAAGAUUUUCUGUU